AGAAGAAGAAGAAGUAAAGCGCAGGUCGAACAGCAACACACUCGCACACACUUUAUCACAUUCACCUUAUAACACUGAGACAUGGACUCAGACGAGGGCUACAACUAUGAGUUCGAUGAUGAAGAGGAGGAGGAGGAGGACGAGGAGGAGGAGUGCAGCGAGGACAGCGGGGAAGAGGAGGCCGAGGAUGAGGAGCUGCUGGACCCGGCCGUGGCUGGAGGAGAAGCCGAAGAUUGCGCUGACACCGGCGGCGGCGGCGGCGGAGGAGGAGGCCUGGGGCCCGGCCAGGAGGAGGAGGACUACCGCUUCGAGGUGCUGACCACCGAGCAGAUCCUCCAGCACAUGGUGGAGUGCAUCAGGGAGGUUAACGAGGUCAUACAGAACCCGGCUACGAUAACCAGAAUACUCCUCAGUCACUUCAACUGGGACAAAGAGAAGCUUAUGGAGAGGUACUUUGAUGGAAAUCUGGACAAGUUGUUUUCAGAGUGCCAUGUCAUAAACCCCAGUAAAAAGCUCAAAACGCGACCAAUGAGCACACGUUCCUCCAGUCAGGAUAUGCCCUGCCAGAUCUGCUAUCUCAACUAUUCAAACUCGUAUUUCACAGGUCUUGAAUGUGGACACAAGUUCUGCAUGCAGUGCUGGGGCGACUACUUAACCACCAAAAUCAUCGAGGAAGGGAUGGGACAGACCAUCUCAUGUCCUGCUCACAACUGUGAUAUUUUGGUUGACGAUAACACUGUAAUGCGACUGAUCACAGAUUCUAAAGUGAAGUUGAAGUAUCAGCAUUUAAUCACAAAUAGUUUUGUAGAGUGUAACAGACUGUUGAGAUGGUGUCCAGCUCCUGACUGCCACCAUGUGAUCAAAGUUCAGUAUCCUGAUGCCAAACCAGUUCGCUGCAAAUGCGGGAGACAGUUCUGUUUCAAUUGUGGAGAGAACUGGCAUGACCCUGUUAAAUGCAAGUGGUUGAGGAAGUGGAUAAAGAAGUGUGAUGAUGACAGUGAAACAUCCAACUGGAUUGCAGCAAAUACCAAGGAAUGUCCCAAAUGUCAUGUGACCAUUGAAAAAGACGGCGGCUGUAAUCACAUGGUGUGUCGAAACCAGAGUUGUAAAGCAGAGUUCUGCUGGGUUUGUCUAGGCCCUUGGGAACCUCACGGCUCUGCUUGGUACAACUGCAAUCGCUACAAUGAAGAUGAUGCAAAGGCAGCCAGAGAUGCUCAAGAGCGAUCUCGUGCAGCCCUGCAGCGCUACCUCUUCUACUGCAACCGCUACAUGAACCACAUGCAGAGUCUGCGCUUCGAGCACAAGUUGUAUGCGCAGGUGAAGCAGAAGAUGGAGGAGAUGCAGCAGCACAACAUGUCGUGGAUCGAGGUGCAGUUCCUGAAGAAGGCCGUGGAUGUUCUGUGCCAGUGUCGCUCCACGCUCAUGUUCACCUACGUCUUCGCCUUCUACCUCAAAAAGAACAACCAGUCCAUCAUUUUCGAGAACAAUCAGGCUGAUUUGGAGAACGCUACAGAGGUGCUCUCGGGUUAUCUAGAGCGAGAUAUCUCCCAGGAUUCUUUGCAAGAUAUUAAACAGAAAGUUCAGGAUAAGUAUAGAUACUGUGAGAGCCGGCGACGAGUGCUGCUGCAGCACGUUCACGAGGGCUAUGAGAAAGACUUGUGGGAGUACAUUGAAGACUGACGAGCUUCGGAGCGUGGUCUCCAGUCGGCCAUCACCGCAGCCCCUCUCCAUGUUGCAUCCUUUUUACGUGGCAUCUGGAUUUUUGUUAUUAUUAAGAGUUUAAUUUCAUUUUACUGAAAUAAAAAGGUAGAAUAUUCCAAUAAAACUCCUAUGUCAGUA
Cyprinus carpio (common carp) is the source of this 1839-nucleotide messenger RNA. Its product is annotated as E3 ubiquitin-protein ligase arih1l-like. The record is from RefSeq and is a predicted model, not a curated record. Gene Ontology annotation, cellular component: ubiquitin ligase complex; nucleus; cytoplasm. Gene Ontology annotation, biological process: protein polyubiquitination; positive regulation of proteasomal ubiquitin-dependent protein catabolic process; ubiquitin-dependent protein catabolic process. The coding region runs from base 82 to 1680 and encodes 532 amino acids. NCBI's taxonomy places the organism in Eukaryota, Metazoa, Chordata, Actinopteri, Cypriniformes, Cyprinidae. The transcript is spliced from 14 exons. Gene Ontology annotation, molecular function: ubiquitin protein ligase activity; zinc ion binding; ubiquitin conjugating enzyme binding.